CGAUCAAUUAGAAAUGUCACACAGAAGGAUCCCACAUUUCAAAGUUUUAUUGAUAUUUACAAGAUUUCCAAUAGUGCUACGGAAUUCGCAAGCAACUUUGAACAACAUCUUAGCUCAUGUACUAUUAAUAUACCAUUUUGUCCGUCACGCCCAAUGAUCCCAGUUAUGUUGCGAAUCUAUGCUUUUUGGCCACGUUCACGUGCUGAUACGUUAGGCGUUGAUUUGACGUGCAAAGCGCUUGAAGGAAUAAUGAUCGCAGCUAUACUUAUUUGGCUAUUUUCUGGUUGUAUUUGGAUAUAUGGUCCGGGACAAAACAUAAACAUUUAUUUCCAACCUUAUCACUGUGAUAAUUUCGUUUACUGGACUGCAUUUAUCAGUGUUAUCCUAAUAAUUCAUUCGAUGAUAAUUCUGUUUGCAAUAUUGCUUUGUUUUUGUUUACUCUGUGUUGGACUUUUGAGAGACAAUAAACCAUAA
Messenger RNA from Brugia malayi, 474 nucleotides. RefSeq lists its product as uncharacterized. The record is from RefSeq and is a predicted model, not a curated record. The annotation marks the transcript as partial. The transcript has 4 exons. Lineage: Eukaryota; Metazoa; Nematoda; Chromadorea; Rhabditida; Onchocercidae.